Conger conger (European conger) is the source of this 1730-nucleotide messenger RNA. Its product is annotated as ras-related GTP-binding protein A-like. Gene Ontology annotation, molecular function: GTP binding; GTPase activity. Gene Ontology annotation, biological process: cellular response to starvation; cellular response to amino acid stimulus; positive regulation of TOR signaling. The transcript is spliced from 10 exons. Bases 221 to 1168 code for a protein of 315 amino acids. NCBI's taxonomy places the organism in Eukaryota, Metazoa, Chordata, Actinopteri, Anguilliformes, Congridae. The record is from RefSeq and is a predicted model, not a curated record. Gene Ontology annotation, cellular component: nucleus; Gtr1-Gtr2 GTPase complex; lysosome.
UGAGGACAAGGAGAUGGGACACAUAUGCAUAUAACCAGUAAAUAAGAUGCGUUUUGGACAUUUUUUUGAAAGUUAAAAAAUGUAGUACAUAAAUAUAAAAAAGUUUCAGUCGUCACGAUCAUCCGAACAACCUAGCUAAGCAAAGUGGGAAGCAGAGAGACUGCUGGAGAUUCUGGUGUAAAAGAAGAGGCAGGUUCUGUAGCACUGGCGAUCGGAGGCGAUGUCGAGCAUAGCCAUGAAGAAAAAGGUGUUGCUGAUGGGCAAGAGUGGGUCAGGCAAGACGAGCAUGAGAUCGAUCAUCUUUGCCAACUACAUAGCUCGGGAUACCCGCCGGCUUGGUGCCACAAUUGAUGUGGAGCAUUCCCAUGUGCGUUUCCUUGGAAAUCUGGUUCUGAACCUGUGGGAUUGUGGAGGGCAGGACACCUUCAUGGAGAACUACUUCACCAGUCAGCGGGACAACAUCUUCCGCAAUGUGGAGGUGUUGAUAUACGUGUUUGACGUGGAGAGCCGCGAGCUGGAGAAGGACAUGCACUACUACCAGUCCUGCUUAGAGGCUAUCCUACAGAACUCCCCUGAUGCCAAGGUCUUCUGUCUGGUGCACAAGAUGGAUCUGGUGCAGGAGGACCAGAGAGAUCUGAUCUUUACGGAGCGUGAGGAGGAUCUAAGAAGAUUGUCCCGCCCUCUGGCGUGCACCUGCUUCAGGACUUCCAUCUGGGAUGAGACUCUGUACAAGGCCUGGUCCAGCAUUGUGUACGAGCUCAUACCCAACGUGCAGCAACUGGAGACAAACCUGCGCAACUUCGCACAGAUCAUAGAGGCUGAUGAAGUUCUCCUGUUCGAGAGGGCCACCUUCCUGGUGAUCUCUCACUAUCAAUGUAAAGAACAGCGCGAUGCCCACCGUUUUGAGAAGAUCAGCAACAUCAUCAAGCAGUUUAAACUGAGCUGCAGCAAACUGGCAGCCUCCUUCCAGAGCAUGGAGGUACGCAACUCCAACUUCGCAGCGUUCAUCGACGUCUUCACCUCCAACACAUACGUCAUGGUCAUCAUGUCGGACCCCUCCAUACCCUCCGCAGCCACCCUCAUCAACAUCCGCAACGCCAGGAAGCACUUUGAGAAGCUGGAGCGUGUGGACGGGCCCAAGCACAGCCUGCACCUGCGCAUGCGCUAGGAGCGCCAGAGUCCGGCGCAGCUACUCAGCCAUUCGGCCCCGGGAGAGCGGCCGUGCCGGUCCGAGCGGGCUGGCUUCAGAACCUGCCACCCAGACGUGCCACUGUCACUCAAUCACACCGUUUUUGUACCGCGAUACUCAAAGGAAAUCGUCAAAGCCAAGCAGUCUUUGAAAAGUUUGUCCAUUCCAGUUUGUACACAGUUAUUGCAGGACAUGGUUGGUGACUUAACAAGGGCUACGGUGCCUUUCUUACAGAUGUUUUGUGAAAAUGAAGGGAUUGGAUUUUUUUAUUUUAACUCUGAAAGAGUUCUCUAUUAAAUACCCAUCAACCUAAGACAACACGGCAGCGUUGUCAUACAACAAGUUUAAAAAAUCUUUUUUAUGCUGUACUGUACAAAUUGGUCUGCCAUUACAGUUUUUGGGGGGGAUGUGGAUUUUGAAAGCAGCAACGCAAGGAUAGUCUCAACCACAUGUUGGAAUGCUUUAUGCUAAAUUUACAUUGUAUUUACAUUGUGUUUACAUGUCAAUUUUGGAUUGCCAAAUAAAUAAGCAAAUAAUAACA